Polyodon spathula (Mississippi paddlefish) is the source of this 1587-nucleotide messenger RNA. Its product is annotated as heat shock protein beta-8-like. The record is from RefSeq and is a predicted model, not a curated record. Gene Ontology annotation, biological process: cellular response to unfolded protein. NCBI's taxonomy places the organism in Eukaryota, Metazoa, Chordata, Actinopteri, Acipenseriformes, Polyodontidae. Gene Ontology annotation, molecular function: protein homodimerization activity. The coding region runs from base 490 to 1065 and encodes 191 amino acids. Gene Ontology annotation, cellular component: cytoplasm; protein folding chaperone complex; nucleus. The transcript is spliced from 3 exons.
ACGGGAAGCGCAAUCUCUCCAUUCCCUUUGGGGAACGUCACGUGCUACACAGCGCACAUUCUAGUAAAGGGGGUUUCGAAAUCCAUUAAAGCCAGCUGUCUGAGAAAAACUGAGCACAGACCCGGGGAAUCCUGCUAGAUAAAGCUGAGUCUGCUGCGGAUGUUUUCAGAAAACUUCCAGAGCAUUUCCCACACUCAGACUACAGACUAUUAGUUAGGAGUUUAGUUGUUUCACUGACUGGUUUGGCUCAAGCGCUUUUCUACAGUUUAGUAGAAGGGUCAGGUAAUCAGCUAUUACAUUUUAACUACACGAUUUAUUUUAAGAGACAUACGUAGUUAGCUUUCGUUGUUCAGUAUUGAUUUCCUUUUAUGGUGUCAGGAUUAAAGUUGUGUGAACUAUCAGGUACGGUAGUUUAAAAGUUCUCAUAAGUUUCUUAAAAGUUUUAACAACCUGAGAACUUUGUAAAGACGUGCUUGCGUAUUAAAGAGAAUGGCAGACGGACACUUUUACACAAUAGGCAGCAGGCACAGGACUCCGAGGGACCCGUUUAGAGAGCAGCCGCUUGGGUCCCGGUUCCUGGAUGAAGAUUUUGGAAUGACCCCCUUCUCGGACGAGCUGUCAAUGGACUGGCCGGGUUGGGCUAGACCCCGACUCAGCGCUCCGUGGCCGGGUACCCUGCGCUCCGAGAUCUCGCGGGGAUCCACUGCUACCCCUCCUGGAUGUGGUGCGCGAUACUCAGCCACCGUCCCCGGGGAGCCUUGGAAAGUGUGCGUAAAUGUGCACAACUUCAAACCUGAGGAACUGACAGUUAAAACGAAGGAUGGCUUUGUAGAAGUGUCAGGCAUGCAUGAAGAAAAGCAAGAAGAAGGAGGAAUAGUUUCCAAAAACUUUACAAAAAAAAUUCAGAUUCCUGGGGAUGUUGAUCCUGUGACAGUCUUUGCCUCCUUGUCUCCUGAAGGAGUUCUUAUUAUUGAAGCUCAUCAGACUCCACCAUAUUACCUCUUUGGCAAUGACAGCGGAGGAGAGGAAACUGAGUUUAAACCUCAAGAGACAUCUGUGGCUUAGUCCCGGCACCUGGAGUAUCAGAGGUGGCCUUAAAGGUGAACCGUAAUCCUGAGAUCAUCGAGGCACAGCAUCCGAUACAAAGUAUCUCUUAUGUGAUGAGUAAUCUGAACAAUCCACUAACACGGAGCAUUCAUAAUUAAAAGAAGAUGGGGGAACAGCUGCAUUGCAUAGAAAUUAUUCACUGAUUUCUCUCUGCCACUUACAAAGCCCAAUGUUUUCCCUAAGGUUUGUGCAAUUUGUAAACAUCCACAAAGCACACCUCUAAAAGCUUCCCCUGGGGUUUUAAUUCCAAAUGGUGUGAACUGUUUGUAAUGCUCAAGCUAUAACAACUGUAUAUACAUUGGUUAAUAUUUUCAAUCAUUUGUUAUAGAGGUCUUACAAAAAAUGUGUAAUUUGCUUUUCUAUCUGUAUAUGAGAUUAUGAUUCUGAUUACCUAAUAAGUUAAGUGCCUUUGAAAUUAGUUAAAUAAAACAGAUUAUUGUUUGUUAUUUUUGAUGAGAAAUAAAAAGACAAUGCAUUCGA